AUGUUGAUGUAUGGUUAUAUGAAGUAUGAUUGUGGGUGUGGGCUACAAAGCAGGGCUGAAGCUGAAGGACGCCUGUUGCUUCUGAAAUUGGGUUACAGUCAUGAGGUUGAGUUGACCGUUCCCCCUGCUGUUCGUGUUUUCUGCUUCAAGAACAAUGUCGUUUGCUGCACUGGAAUUGAUAAAGAUAGGGUGCACCAGUUUGCUGCUUCCGUGCGUAGUUGUAAGCCACCUGAAGUUUACAAAGGCAAGGGAAUAAUGUACGUUGAUGAAGUUAUUAAGAAGAAGCAAGGAAAGAAGUCUAAGUGA
Molecule: messenger RNA, 306 nt
Organism: Prunus armeniaca (apricot)
Lineage: Eukaryota; Viridiplantae; Streptophyta; Magnoliopsida; Rosales; Rosaceae
Source: the annotation of a GenBank genome assembly